GUUGUUUUCACUGUGCCCUUUGUCUUCUGUAAUCAAAAUGGUUUUUCUGACCGUCCAAGAAUUUGGUAAUUCUCUAAACCCAUCAUCGAAAGAUCACUGUUUUGCACUUAUCAGAUGAUCACUGUAGUCUCUGGCGGGCUGGCCUUGGCUUUCUAGAAAGGUUGAAAAAAAAAGAAAAGAAAGAGGGUUGCACACGUGGAAGGAGAGAGCAGGGUUAAUGGGUCUUCUUAGUUUCCUGGAAAUAGCAAUGGUAUUACAGUGGAAGGACUCCUGUUUUUUGUUGUGUAUAUACGCGGGACAAUCUUUCUUACCCAAGGAAACCUUUCAGCAUUGCAGUCUACUUUCGUUCCAACUCUUUUCUUAGCUUCCAUUCACCCUUUUUUGUUUUUUUUUUUUGAGUUCAUAAAGUGCUCAGUUGACUCAAAUUUAAUGUCAACGUUUGAUUAUUAGAAAGCUUGUGGAAGAAUACCAUAUAGACUACAGAGAAAUUGAAUUGCUCCAUUUGGGUUGGUUAAAUUUGUCUUGUUCUUGUGAGCAAUCCAAUUGCGAUCGAGGAAGAAAUGAGGUCUCAGGACUCAAGUUCAAGGAGACGUUAUGAUUUGGAACAACAAAGUUUUUCAGCUAAUGGAUUACCCCAUCAGACCAGCACAAAACCUAGUUGCAGUGCAGGUAUGAUUACUGCUAUGAGGAAAAGAUUCAGGAUGAAAGCAUUGGAGGGGUCACUCAAUUCCCGUCCUACAACCCAAAUUGAUGGCAGAAUGAGAGAGGAGAAAUCUUUUGGUUCUCAGGGUACAUUCCUUCUGCAAUGGAAUAAGAUUGUUUUCAUCUCCUGCAUUAUUGCAGUGUCCCUAGAUCCCUUGUUCUUUUACAUCCCUGUAAUUGAUAACAACAGGAAGUGUCUUGAUAUGGACAACAAAUUGAAGAUAAUAGCUUGUGUUCUUCGUUCAAUAAUGGACGUAUUCUACACCAUUCACAUACUCCGGCAAUUUCACACUAGACAUCUUGGUUCAUCUUCCCGAGCAUUUGAGCGAGUUUUUCUGGUUGAGGAUUCUUGCGCUAGAGCUAAGCGAUUCUUGUCUUCUUGGUCUAUUGUUGACAUACUAGCUGUUCUUCCCCUUCCUCAGGUGGUGGUUUUAGUUUUAGCCCCAAAAUUACAUGAUGCAGCUUCAUUGGAUAUGAAAAAACUGUUGGAGAUAGCUGUACUCUUACAGUAUGUUCCAAGACUCGUUAGGAUAUGUCCGUUGUAUAAAGAAGUAACGAGAAAAUCUGGGCUAUUUGCUAAAUCUCCAUGGAGUGGUGCUGCGUGCAAUCUGUUUCUCUAUAUGCUAGCAAGUAAUGCACUCGGAGCAUUCUGGUACUUGUUAACAAUAGAGCGUGUAGAUUCAUGCUGGCGCGAAUCCUGUGCUAAACAUCAUUGUGAUUAUGAUGCUUUGAACUGUGGAGUAUCGCGUUCAGGAGACUACUCAUUUCUCUACUCUUCUUGCCCUCUGCUUGAACCCAAUGAAAUUAAACACCGAAAAGAUUUUAAUUUCGGCAUGUUCCUUGAGGCUCUUCAGUCAGAGUUAGUAGAAAAGCAUAUCUUUUGGAAGAAGUUCUUCUAUGGCCUCUGGUGGGGCUUGCGAAAUUUAAGUUCCCUGGGACAAAAUCUAAGGACUAGCAAUUCUGUCGGGGAGUCUCUCUUGGCUAUCUCUAUUUUAAUCGCAGGCUUGGUUCUGUAUGCAUUGCUCAUCGGCAACAUGCAGAAAUAUUUGCAGCCUAUCAGUGGAAAAAUAGAGGAAAUGCAAUCAAAUAGGCGGAACAGAGAAAUGUUAGAGCACUGGAUGUCGCGUCGUAUGCUGCCUGAGAAUCUUAGGCGCCGAAUUGUAAGUUACGAAAAUUAUAAAUGGCAGGAAACCAGAGGUGUUGAAGAAGAUGCCCUGAUUAAGAACCUUCCAAAUGAUUUGAGGAGGGAUAUAAUCCGUCAUCGCUGGGCUUUACUAGCAGCUGUGCCCAUAUUUGCAGAAAUGGAUCAAUGUUUUCUGUAUGCUUUGUGUGAUCGUCUAAAGCAAGUCUUCUACACCAAGUACACCUACAUAUAUCACGAGGGUGAUCUGGUAGAUGAAAUGCUCUUUCUCACAUGUGGUGAUGUACUGAGCAUGACCACCACUGUUGGAGGGAUCAGCUUCUUCCCUCCUGUUCGUUACAAGCGUGGUGAUUUUUGGGGAGAUGAGCUUCUAGCAUGGGCCUUAUAUCCCUCUAGCUCUAGCCUUCCAAUUUCAACCAGAACAGUCCAAGCAAUGGAUGAUGUUGAAGCUUUUGCUUUGAGGGCUGAGGAUCUGAGGUUUGUAGCCUCCCAAUUCCGACAUCAACUCAACAGUGAGCAGGUCCAACAUAUUUUCAGGUUCUACUCCCAGCAGUGGAGAACAUGGGCAGCUUGCUAUAUACAAGGAUCAUGGCACCGUCAUAAGAGGAGAAAACUUGAGAAGUCCUUAAGGGAGGAAGAAGAAAAAUUACAGGGUGCCUGGCCGCCGCCACCAUGUAUGCAUCUCAAUUUGCAUCCAGUUCACUACUCGAAAUUCACAGCAUAUGAUGCGUAAAUGUCUUAUCGACUCCACAGUUUCAUCAGAAACCAAAAGAACCUGAUUUAGUGAUACCACUAGUUUGUUUUGUUUUUUAAAUGUAUAUUUUUAGGUGUUUUUUGUAUUGGGAAUAUAAAAAGGUGUAUUGAACAUGUAAAAAGGUAUACUGGGAUAGAACAGUUAAUAAUAAUUUAAUUUAAAAAUAGUACCAUCAAGAAAAGGAAGCAAACAAAGCCUAAUUUGUCGUUGAAAAAAGCAAUAGAAUCACUUGUUUUGAAUUUUGGGUUGAGAGUUGAGACUUACUAGAAUUAAUGGGCGAGGUGAUAAUGGUACAAGUAACAUGCAGGGAGAUUUUAAUGAUCUUAGAUAAUCCUCCUGCCUUUUGUGUUCAUUGUUUUGGGCAUCAACUUCAACUUACAAUUGUUCCUUUCC
Molecule: messenger RNA, 2990 nt
Organism: Oldenlandia corymbosa var. corymbosa
Lineage: Eukaryota; Viridiplantae; Streptophyta; Magnoliopsida; Gentianales; Rubiaceae
Source: the annotation of a GenBank genome assembly